AUGACAUCCACAUCAACACAUGUCCCGCCAGAUGUGAGCAUUGGCUACAGGUUGGAGGUUGGCACAACAGUCACCUUUGUCUGUGCCGUUAUCGUCGUCAGCUUGCGCAUGGUGGCACGUAGUAUAUACGCGAAGAUGAGCUGGGACGACCUUCUGAUGCUUCUAGCUCUGGUCCUUGCCCUCGUUGCAACAGUAUUUGACUACAUCUCUGUCAAUCACGGACUCGGGCGACACCUAAUCUAUAUCCACAAAAACGAUGCAAUCUCCGCCUUAUACUACGACCUACUAUCACAGGUCUUCUGCAUCAACGCCCUCAGCUUCGCAAAAAUCUCUAUAUGUCUGUCUUACCUUCGGAUCCUGAAGGGAACCCGCCACUAUGUGCUGCGUGUGGCUUGCUAUCUUACUGCAUUCCUGGUAUUUGCCGUCAAUACCGUGGUGAUUAUCUCGCUUUAUGGGCAGUGUGAUCCACCCCACAAAUCUUGGAACCCGUUCCUACCAGGGAAAUGCUGGGCAUACAGAACAGAGAUUGCACUGGUGUUACUCCAAGGAGCCUGGUCUGCCGUCACCGACUAUUUCCUCUCCAUCCUUCCUUUCUUCCUCUUCAAAGACCUCCAAGUCAGCCGGAGUAACAAAAUAGUUCUAUGUGGAUUGAUGGGACUUGGUGUGAUCACCGGAGUCUUCGCUACAAUUCGCACCAUUGAAUCCGGCCUUGGUCUCAAGAACGGAACCAGCGAUGUUUCCUACACAACUGUCAUGGGUCUGAUGUGGGCAGGAAUGGAGCGCAACAUUGCUAUGAUGAUCGCCAGCGUACCGGCACUGCGCCCGCUGGCGGGGCCUAUAGCAAAUCUGACUUCGCAGACGAUGUCUUACCUGGGCGUUCGCUCAACCAAGACUCAACAUACAUAUGAAAUGAACAACUCAGGCAAUUCAUAUGAGAACAAGUCUCAGGGAAGCUCCAACCCAGCGAAGAAGUCGUUCUCAACGGCGGCCGUGGAUAGGUCGACGAGUCUGGAGAGGAUUCUACCGGAAAUGGCGCCAAGAGAUAUUGUUUAG
Penicillium pulvis is the source of this 1053-nucleotide messenger RNA. RefSeq lists its product as uncharacterized. The record is from RefSeq and is a predicted model, not a curated record. Lineage: Eukaryota; Fungi; Ascomycota; Eurotiomycetes; Eurotiales; Aspergillaceae. The transcript is spliced from 4 exons. Bases 1 to 1053 code for a protein of 350 amino acids.